AUGAGCGUCGCAUCUGCUUCAGACUGUGGCCAAUUUACGGCUUAUCUCUUUCAGGUUGGCCAGGACUCAGCCGGAUGGAGAGAAGCGUCUAUUUCUUUCUUUCUAUCUAUCUAUCUAUCUAUCUAUCUAUCUAUCUAUAGUUAUCUAUCUAUCUAUCUAUCUAUCUAUCUAUCUAUCUAUCUAGUUAUCUAUCUCAGCCUAUUCAUAUUCAUCUAUCUAUCUAUCUAUCUAUCUAUCUAUCUAUCUAUCUAUCUAUCUAUAGUUAUCUAUCUCAGCCUAUUCAUAUCUAUCUAUCUAUCUAUCUAUCUUUAUCUAUCUCAGCCUAUUCAUAUCUAUCUAUCUAUCUAUCUAUCUAUCUAUCUAUCUUUAUCUAUCUCAGCCUAUUCAUAUCUAUCUAUCUAUCUAUCUAUCUAUCUAUCUAUCUAUCUAUCUAUCUAUCUAUCUAUCUAUCUAUCUAUCAUAGCAGGCUGUUCAAUAUGUAACACAAUCGGUUACUUCUCCCGUAAUGACAGCUUAUGCCUGACAAAACACAAAUCUGUACUCCCCCUCUUUCACUCAAUUUGUCCCUUUUUCUCUCAAUUUGUCCUUCUUUCCCUCAGUUUGUGCCUCUUGCUCUCAAUGUGUCCUUCUCUAACUCAAUCUGUCCCACUUUCCCUCAAUUUGUCCCUCUUUCCCUCAGUCUGUCCCUCUUUCCUUGAAUAUGUCCUUCUUUCUUUCAAUAUGUCCCUCUUUCCCUCAAUAGUCUGUCCCUCUUUCCUUGAAUAUGUCCUUUCUUUCAAUCUGUCCCUCUUUCCCUCAAUUUGUCCCUCUCUCCCUCAAUCUGCCCCUCUUUCCUUAAAUAUGUUCCUCUCUCCCUCAAUCUGCCCCUCUUUCCUUAAAUAUGUCCAUCUUUCCCUCAAUCUGUCCCUCUUUCCCUCAAUCUGUCCCCCUUUCCUUGAAUAUGUCCCUCUUUCCCUCAAUAGGUCCAUCUUUCCCUCAAUCUGUCCCUCUUCCCCUCAAUCUGCCCCUCUUUCCUUAAAUAUGUCCCUCUUUCCCUCAAUAGGUCCAUCUUUCCCUCAAUCUGUCCCUCUUUCCCUCAAUCUGUCCCCCUUUCCUUGA
Acanthosepion pharaonis is the source of this 1098-nucleotide messenger RNA. NCBI's taxonomy places the organism in Eukaryota, Metazoa, Mollusca, Cephalopoda, Sepiida, Sepiidae. The record is from the annotation of a GenBank genome assembly.